AUGUUCUCCCGCACGUCCUCUUUGAUCACACUGAGCAGAGGCUGUCGCUAUCUCCUCCGCCCUUCUAUAGCUCCUCGGGCGCCAUUUUCUUUCUCUGCUCGCUCCUUCGCCGCCGUCAACUCAGCCAUGGCCGAUACAUCAGGUGUCACAGCGGAUUCCCUGAAGAGCAAGCUGAUUGAGCAGCUGCAGGCACAGCAUGUCGAGAUUGAGGAUCUAUCAGGCGGCUGUGGACAGGCCUUCCAGGCUAUUAUCGUUUCGCCCCAGUUUGAGAGCAAGAACAUGCUUGCCCGUCACCGUCUCGUCAACUCUGUCCUCAAGGCCGAGAUUGCGGCUAUCCACGCCUGGACCCCCAAAUGUUACACACCCGAACAGUGGCAGGCCUUGCAGCAGUAA
Messenger RNA from Penicillium taxi, 393 nucleotides. RefSeq lists its product as uncharacterized. NCBI's taxonomy places the organism in Eukaryota, Fungi, Ascomycota, Eurotiomycetes, Eurotiales, Aspergillaceae. Gene Ontology annotation, molecular function: 2 iron, 2 sulfur cluster binding. Bases 1 to 393 code for a protein of 130 amino acids. The record is from RefSeq and is a predicted model, not a curated record. Gene Ontology annotation, biological process: intracellular iron ion homeostasis. The transcript has 2 exons. Gene Ontology annotation, cellular component: cytosol; nucleus.